UGUUGGGCCAUAAUCCACCAGCUUCCGGGUCAUGUCAGGGGGGAGACGGAAGCAGCGUGCUGAACGAGUGAGCGUAGGAAGGCUUUUUGAACUGACAGGAGGUAACGAUUCAUCAGCUAUUUGAAAGAUGGACGAAAAGAAGCUACUGGAGUCUGCAGCCAGGACGGAGAAGACGGCAGAAGAAAGCGCCGAGUCAAUGGCAAGUUGCUCCGGCUUGGCUGCAGCAGAGCUCGGAGCUGUGGGUGGUGUAGAGUCAAAGGUGGACACUCUGCUUCAGGAUGCCGUGCGGCUGAAGACCGAGGGGAACGCACGCUACCGGGAGAAGCGCAUCCGCGCUGCCAUUGGACAGUACCACCGCGCGCUGCUUGUACUGCGUGGUCUGGACUGUGACGUGACCGCAGCGAUCCAGGGCUUUGGCCCCCAGCUUCCGACUUUGACCCCCAAGCAAGAACAGCUGCUGAGGAACACACAAGUGGAUUGCUAUAAUAACUUAGCAGCCUGUCUGCUCCAGCGGGAGUGCGUCGACUAUGCCCGGGUCCAGGAAUACAGUCUGCGGGUGCUUCAGCGACGGGCUGGUGACGUUAAGGCGCUGUACAGAGCAGGAGUGGCCGCAUUGGAGCUGGGAGAUGCACAAACCGCCCGACACUACCUCGGUCAGGCCAGCAGAGGGCAGCCUAACGAUCCGAACGUGAGGCGGUACUUGCUGCGAGCAGAAGAAAGACUAAGUAGCGACUACCAGAGAGAAAAAGCAUUAUAUAAGGGCAUGUUUGGCAAACAGAAGGAUGAAGCAGGGGGUGGAGGGGUAGAGAGUGAGGUGACUCAGAAUUAAGUGUAGUGCAAAAAGUCUGACUUAAACACCACAAAUGCUGAAGGAAAUCAUGUGAUCGUGCAAAGAACAGAACGACAGAAAAGUGAAGACUGAAAACAUUUGUCUUCUUGUCUAUUCGAGUAUGGCCUGUGAAAGACUUGUGAUCUCAGCUUGUCUUUAUUUGUUCAUUUUGUGCAUUUCACCUGUCCACCCAGAAGCAGGGUUUAAAUCUUUUCUUAAAACUGAAUAAAUAUUUUUGAACAUACCAUU
This is a messenger RNA of Conger conger (European conger), 1078 nucleotides long. It is a transcript of the gene ttc9c, whose product is annotated as tetratricopeptide repeat domain 9C. NCBI's taxonomy places the organism in Eukaryota, Metazoa, Chordata, Actinopteri, Anguilliformes, Congridae. Bases 128 to 829 code for a protein of 233 amino acids. Gene Ontology annotation, molecular function: protein binding. The record is from RefSeq and is a predicted model, not a curated record. The transcript is spliced from 4 exons.